Messenger RNA from Agelaius phoeniceus (red-winged blackbird), 410 nucleotides. Its product is annotated as eotaxin-like. Gene Ontology annotation, molecular function: chemokine activity. Lineage: Eukaryota; Metazoa; Chordata; Aves; Passeriformes; Icteridae. Gene Ontology annotation, biological process: immune response. Gene Ontology annotation, cellular component: extracellular region. The record is from RefSeq and is a predicted model, not a curated record.
AGCAGAACCAGAGCUGCUGGUGCUGACAGAAGCUCGGGGUGGACAUGAAGAUCUCCUUGGCCCUGCUCAUCCUGCUGCUGGCAGCUGCCUGGACUGGAAGCCAGGGGAUGUCCUUCCGCAGCUCCAGACCCAAGUGCUGCUCCAAGGAAAUGUUCUCCCGCCGGAAAAUCCCGGAGUUCAGGAUCCUGGGCUACCAGGAAACACCAUCCACCUGCACCCACAGGGCUGUUCUAGUGAAGCUGCUGACGGGGAUGGUCUGCGUGGACCCAAAGAAGAAAUGGUUCCAGGAGUACCUGAGGAGGCAGAAGGAGCCAAACAGCAUCUCCACGUGAAGCUGCCUUCCCCAAACCUCUAUUUAUUGUACCUCGUGAUUCUCUGUGUGGUUUUUGUGUCAUUAAUUUACAGAGCUG